AUUAUUCCUUUCUACCCUAAAUUUUUCUCACUAAAAUCCCAACUUCAACUUUAUUCAAUUCUCUCAAAUCCCCCACAGACAGCAGCCAUGGCGAUCGAAACACUCCCAACCGCGCCACCACCGCAAAAACCCAGAUGGGGCGAGUUAGAAGAAGAAGAUGACGGAACCGAUUACGAUUUCUUGUUGCCACCCAAGCAGAUAAUCGGGCCAGACGAACACGGGAUAAAGAAAGUGGUGGAAUAUAAGUUUAAUGAUGAAGGAAACAGGGUCAAGACUACAACCACCACGCGCGUUAGGAAACUAGCUAACGCGCGUUUGAGCAAACGCGCUGUAGAAAGAAGGUCUUGGAGUAAGUUUGGUGAUGCUGUUCAUGAAGAUGUUGGUGCUAGGUUGACUAUGGUUUCCACUGAAGAAAUUAUCUUGGAAAGGCCUAAAGCCGCUGGUUCCAAAACCGAAGACACGAAUGCAUCCGGAGAUCCAUUAGCAAAAAGUGGAGCCGUUCUCAUGGUAUGUAGGACGUGUGGAAAGAAAGGUGAACAUUGGACCUCAAAGUGCCCCUACAAAGAUCUUGCACAGCCAAGUGAAACAUUUGUCGAGAAUCCUAGCUCUGCAGAUUCAGCUCCCCCUGGAGCUUCAGGGCCCACCAAAGGAGCAUAUGUCCCACCCACCCUGCGUCCUGGUGCAGCAAGAACCACUGCUGGUUCUGACAUGAGACGUAGGAAUGACGAGAACUCUGUUAGGGUCAAUAACCUUUCAGAGGACACCCGAGAGCCCGACUUGAUGGAGCUGUUCCGUCCAUUUGGUAGCAUAUCUCGUGUUUAUGUUGCAAUGGAUCAGAAAACCGGAACGAGCCGAGGGUUUGGGUUUGUCAAUUUUGUGAGGAGGGAAGAGGGAGAGAGAGCGAUUGCUAAACUCAAUGGGUAUGGAUAUGAUAACCUUAUCUUGAAUGUUGAAUGGGCUGCUCCCAGGGCAAAUUAGUCUUUUUGGCCGGAAUUUGAGACUCGGGCUUGUGCUUUUAAGAGUUGUUUGUGUGUAAGCAAAGACUUGUUGAAAAUGUCUUGUUAAAUUUAUCAUGCAUAAUUUAACUUUACUAGAUGUGUGUUAUUGGUACAAAUUAUGGUGUUCCCUGUUA
This is a messenger RNA of Erigeron canadensis, 1132 nucleotides long. RefSeq names its product eukaryotic translation initiation factor 3 subunit G-like. The transcript is spliced from 2 exons. Lineage: Eukaryota; Viridiplantae; Streptophyta; Magnoliopsida; Asterales; Asteraceae. The record is from RefSeq and is a predicted model, not a curated record. Bases 88 to 978 code for a protein of 296 amino acids. Gene Ontology annotation, molecular function: RNA binding; translation initiation factor activity. Gene Ontology annotation, cellular component: eukaryotic translation initiation factor 3 complex; cytoplasm.